This is a messenger RNA of Zophobas morio, 1389 nucleotides long. RefSeq lists its product as uncharacterized. The record is from RefSeq and is a predicted model, not a curated record. The coding region runs from base 44 to 1372 and encodes 442 amino acids. NCBI's taxonomy places the organism in Eukaryota, Metazoa, Arthropoda, Insecta, Coleoptera, Tenebrionidae. The transcript has 4 exons.
UCAACAAAACCCCAUCCACCUACGUGUCAAUUUCGACCCAACCAUGUCUAUACAAGGAGAAGACGCCGAAAUCCAACCCAGUGAAAGCAAAGAAUCCCAAAAUGCCCAGAUUUACGUAGAAUGCGACCGCAAAUGUCUACACCACGGCGACCGCAUUUGCUUUAACGAUGAACUCGAAAAGCAAACCGUCAAGAAAAUCCCCGCCGAACCCACGAGCACGGAAACCUUGGACUCGGAAGCCAGCAUCCACUCAGGAGAGUCCCAGUUCAAAACAUUCGCUUUCGACGCCGAGGAGCAAGACCCCGACAUGCAGAAGUGCAUGGCGUUUUGGACGGGCAUUCUGGGGAAAAACGUAAAACCGAUCAAGUGUACCGCCUUCCAACAUAAGAAACCUAAACCGAAACGAAGCGAAAAAGAACCGCAGAAGUCAAAGCCCGAUUUUUGUGAUGACGAAAACACGACGAAAUUGUGGCAGGACAUCUACAAAGAUCUACAACGACGAAAUCUGGACAAAUACAAGUUGGUUCGCAGCACGAAAUGCGACCCGUGUGAGUACAUUGAUGAAGAAGCGGAGAAGAAACAGGACGUGAAAGAUAUCAAAAAUUUGAAUCAUUGGAAAACGCACAGUCGACCUUCGAAAAUCGAUGUCCAAGCUCAAGUACAGCGCACGCUAGACACCCUCAAAAAACGAACGACUCAAGCCGGUCCAAAAAAAGUCUCGUCUGUUACGACGGAAGAAAAAAAGGGUGCGGCGAAAGUGGUCAGUGAUAAACCCGCCAAAGUCCCGUUUUCGCCACCACCCCCCACCCGCCAAAAUUCCUCGGAAAGUUGUUCCAUAUGCGGCUACGCCGCAUCCGAAUGCAUUUGUGACCAAAUUGCAGAAAUCGAGAUUCACGAUUCAAAAAUUUUAGACAGUCAACACGAUUUAAACGAAUCUGAGACUUGUUAUCCCUGUGAGUGCUCGACUGAAUGUGUGUGUGAGCCCCCACUGGAAGACAAAGCAAAAAUAUGUACCUGUGGGUGCACUAUAGAUAAGUGCAUUUGUGACGUGCUCAAGGUCAACGAGUGUCCUUGUGACUGCGGCGUCAAGGACUGCUUAUGCCAGGAGUUGUUCACGCGGUCGUGUCAAUGCGGUCACGUCAAUUGUGACUGCGACAUGAUCGAGAUCUUGAACACCUAUCUGGAAACUUUGAACACCCCAACCACCGUUAGUGUCACAAUGGAAAACGACGAUCUGCUCAUGGUUUCUCGGCAGUCUCAAACCGACGCUGAGAUGAAGUGGGUGCUCGAGACGACUCAGAAGCCAGGGAGUUACUGCGUCAUUUGUGGUCAUUAUAAUUGUUACUGUAAACCUGAAAGUCAACCAAAAUAGAAUAAUCGUGUUUGUGA